AUUGUCUAUCAGCGAUGAUAGAAAUUUUUCUUCAGUUAAAAGGCUCACAACAAAUACAUAACCAUACAUACACACAAUUAAUUUAAAACAAGCAUUUUACAAAAUUAAAUAAACACCUCCGCACAUCACAUAGCCGUAUUUAAAAUAGUUACUGCAUUGGGCACAAAUGAAUUCCUGUAAGCCUUCUUCCUAGCCAGCGGAGUUCUAAACCGGCAGCCUGAUGGAAGUAGCUGGAAAGCAUCAUAAAGAGGAUGCGUACAAUCUGUAAUAAUAGAGGAAGUCUUUCUCUUCACCGCUGUAUAAUAGAGAUUUGAAAGUUGUAACUGUGGGACCCCGGUAAUCUUUGAAGCCUGCUUAAUAAUUUUAAAGAGUUUUUUCUUAUUUCCAGCUGAUAGAAGGCUAUACCAGGAAACAAUAUUAAAUGUCAAGACUGAUUCCACUAGUGAUCGAUACACUGUGGUCAUAAUAUCCUGUCUAACGUUAAAUCCUUUCAACUGCCUCAGCAAAAAUAAACGCUGAUUUGCUUUUUUAUAGACACCAUUCACGUGUUGCGUAAAGGACAGUUGACUGUCAAUCACAGUGCCUAAGUAAGUAAAAGAGUCAACCUGUUCCACUUUCUGCCCCUCUAACCUAAGUGGUUCAUAAAGUGAAGGAGGUAUUUUAGAUGAACGUACCCCCCCACAACACAGUUCCUUGGUCUUACUUAUAUUCAACUUUAGAGCACUGUCCUGGAACCAGUCAACCAUAGAAUCCACAAAUUGCCUAUAGAUAACCAGGGACUGCUUGUCUGUCAUACAGGCCACCAAGGCCAUAUCGUCCGCAUAUUUUAAAAGUGACAUACCUUUAAUUCCACACAUAAUUUCAUUUGUAUAUAUGGAAAAUAAAAUCGGUGACAAGACACAGCCUUGUGGAACUCCUGUAUUAAUAAUAAUACUGCUGGAUUUGUGAUCAUACAUUCGAACAUAUUGUGGUCUAUUCGUUAAAAAAUCCUUGAUCCAUUGCACCAGAAUCCCGUUGACCUGCAAUCCUUGGAGACGGUCCAACAAUAAUUUAAUAUUAACGGUGUUAAAAGCGGAUGUAAAAUCCAUAAAUAAAAUCCUAACAAGCGAGUUAGGAACAUCCAAAUGUCUAGUAACAGUGUCUAAAAAAGUUAAGCAAGCAUCUUCGACUCCCCGAUUUGGUUUAUAGGCAAACUGAAGCGGGUCUAAAAAUUGACCUACAUUGACAGAGAGUUCCCCCGCUACCACUCUCUCCAUACAUUUACAGAGGACUGAGGUAAGUGCCACAGGUCUAAAGUUCUCCAUCUCCUUAACAUUAGAUUUUUUAGGUACCGGAAUUAUCAUAGUCUCUUUCCAGGCUUUUGGAACAUGUCCAGUGUCCAAUGACCACUGGAAAAGCCGAGCCACCAUUCCACCUACUUGAGCUGAGCACUCCUUUAAUAAACGACUGCCAAGACCAUCUGGGCCUGGAGCUUUCCCUGGCUUUAACCUAGAGAGAAUGGAGAUUACCUUAUGCUCAUCCACACUAAUAGGUGUGGGAGCAUUACCAUCAUUCCUUGGUACCAAGACCAAGGCCAGCAUAUUACCAGCAAUGUUGAGCAUUAAGUUAUUUGGCAAACAUAAGGCAUUUGUAAUUAUAAAGCGUUUGCACCCGCGUGUGUGUGUGUUUUCUCCUUGCGAUGUAAAAUAGGCCUUCAACUGAAACAGAUAAUCACUGGAGUCCAUUCCCGACUCCCGAGCGACCACAUUCAACAUAACAAGUGCACAGUUUUUGUUUGGAAAAAAGCUCACAGAAACUAAAACCAGAUGUAUGCAGCUUUGCCAGGCGUGCAGCACCAGCGUAAACCAGCUAAGACCACUCGUCUAAGCUUUCAACCUGGUAAAGCUGGUUUUUCAAUCUGAACAGCUAAAAGUGGACUCUAAAAACCUCUCUAAAACCAGCCUGCUACACCAGCUAAAACCAAACUGGGAGACCAGAUCAACUAGGUCCACGUGCUCGUCUCCACUCAAAUCUUUGCAGAGAAAUGAAACAGUGACUGCAUGUUUGAUCUACAGUCGCCACCUAGUGGUGAUAAAAAUGAAUAGCAUUAACAGAAAGUAUGACUUCAACAUGUUUUUGGUGGUAUGGUACAGUGCUUUAUAUAGAUUAAUGGUAUAUGGUACAGUCUACUUUAGCUUAAAGGUAAAUAUAACAGUGAAUGAAGAUAAUUUUUAAACUGUGUUUAGAUGUAGUUCAAUAAAGUUCAGAGUAUCAGUGAAGCAAGUUUGAGAGAUUUCUACAUAAAAUCUAUAAUGUUAAAAAUAUAAUCAUGAUAUCUUUAAUAAGGUAACAUUUUUAAAUAAGGUCUAUCUCUAUUUACAGUUGUUUUAUGCCACAUUUAACCUCCUAAGACCUGGAUGUCACAUAUGUGGACAUCAAUGUUUUUGUUGUUUGCACCAUAAUACUUAAUUCUGUGUAACUGGAACCUGUUAUACACAAACAUGGACAAAUACACUGCUUCAUGUUCAAAGAAAAAUAUUUGAUUAUUAUAUUUAUUGGUUCCCCAAAAUAGCUGGUAAAAAUCUGAAAAAAAAGUCAAACCAAAGCUCGGGUUCAAGGGGGUUAAUUUAGGCUUCAUGUUAUCUGACCAAUGAUAGGAGAUUGUUGCAUAAAAUUGGUUUGGGCAGAAAAAAUAAUUUUGGUAGUGGAAACAUUUUUUAGAUCUUUUCCUCUCAUCUCAUAUUUUGUCCACCACCAUGACCCUUUAGUCUCUGUGGUGGUUCUUCAUCAGUCAACAUGUCUAAUGUCCUUUAAUGUGUUUGGGAAUUAAUAUUAAGUAGUGUUUAGUGAAUUUAACCCUGCAGUAAACCCAGCAAUAUGUAACUCUGUUGAUGCUUUAACUGCUGUAAGGGAUGAGGGAUUAUUAGCUAACUUAAUGUCUGUUUUUGCCUGUGUUUAACUAUUUGAUAUGUGUGAAGGAUUUUGAGCAAUGAAAAACCUUUCGUAUGUAUCAUGCAUUAAAAUAUAUGACCUUUGAUGCUUUUUGAUGAUUUAAAUAAAAUCUCCAUACAAUCUGAGCAUGUCUGUGUUUUACUCUCGACUAAUACUCUCUUCUUUUAACAUUACUGGUAAUUAACAUAGCGCCAUCUAGUGGUUGUAAAUGAAUAACACAAUAGGUCUAAAUAUAUUAAUACAAAAUAGCAUCUAUACAUACUGUAAAAUACAUUUUAAAAAGUAGUAAUAAGCAUUAAGACAUAUUAAAGAGAUUUUAUUCAUAUCUACAAUAAAAAGUCCAAACGUUGUAAAUAGUUUUAAUUAAACAACACAGGGGACAUAAAUAUAUAUAUAACUCAUCACAGUUGAACCGUAAACAGAACAAAGUCAUUAAACUCCAUGACAACCAUACUGUAGAACACAUCGUUGUCAUAGAGACAUUAUGACAUCACAAUCGGUGCCUAUAAAACGCUCAGCCAGAUGAAACUGGUAUCAUUUGACUGAUCUGAACGCUUGCCUUUGGUUGACUCCGAACGCUACUGUACAGAUUUUCAAGUGAAUUUGCAGACUUUCCAAAAGUUCGCAACUUUAAACUGCUUGACGCACUGUGUACGGACAGACAGUUUACUUAGAUUUCAACCCUCUGUGAACCGAGUCUAAGCACAGUUAAGUCUGCAGUUAUCUUUUCACAUCAUGUUUCGUCCUGUAACACCAUUGUCCGACAAGGACAUGGAAGGAGCAGAUGUUGAAAAUAUGGAUUUUAAUCUGCCGAAUGCUGUGCCGAACUUUGACUAUGUCCCUGAUUUCGGACUUUCGUCACAAGUCGGGCGCGCUGCCGGUUGUUUAAAUCCAUUUGAAGGAGGAGAGGAGGAGGAGGAGAUGGUGGAUGUUUAUCCAACACAUGAGGCGAAACGCCAAAAAGUGUUGGGAUGGAGAUGUGAUGAUGGUGGAAUGGAUUUUGUCCUACCAAGUGCGGUCCCUGACAUUGUCCCGAACAACGGACAUUUGUUAGACAGACGCGCCGGGAGUUCACAUCCACGAGGAGGAGUAAAGGAGUUUACUCCUGCAUUUGAGGAGGCGAACAGCCCCACAGAAAAAUGCGAGAAUAAAGUCUUGAAAUCAUUAAAGAAGGGAUGGAAUAAAGUAAAGCAGCCAUUCCUUCAUAAUGAUAAAGUGGAAACACUGAUUCCUUCAGAGCUUAAUGCACAUUCAGCUAAUCCUAAUGUAAAGGAUGAUGCUGGUCUGGCCAGCUCUGAAUUAAACAAUAAGAUCAAACCGGAAAAACAACGAAUGGCAUUCUUUGACUGUCUCCGGAGGGGCAAGGUGGAGUCAGUGCCGACUCCCCUGCUGAAAGCGGAUCCAGCUAUUCCUGAUGUUAGGGAAGUUGUUGAUCCUGCAUCACAGUCAAAGACCUACGUUGGUCCGAAGAAACAGAAACAAAAGGCUUCAAAGAGCCGCAAAUCUAACCUCCAGGGAGAAAAAGUGACUGUUGUGCCAACUCAACAGCCCAAGGCUAUUUCAGAUAUUCCUGUUGGCAUGGAUGUUCCUGCUCUGGCCGGCCCCCAAUCAAAACCAAAGAUUCGUCCGGAUAAACGCAUGACAUUGACGCAACGCUUCUUUGGAUGCUUCCGGAGGGGCAAAGUGGAGUCGAUGCCGACUUCACAGAUUGAGGCCGAUCCAGCUAUCCCUGAUGCCAGGGAAGUUGUUGAUCUGGCAGAUUCUCAAUCGAAGAGUGUUGGCUUAAAGAAACAAAAACAAAAGGCUUCAAAGAGCCGCUCAUUUCACAACCCUUGGAGUAAAAAAGGGAAGAGUAAAGUGAAAAAAGAUGCCGAUCCAGCUAUUCCUGAUGACAUGGAUGGUGCGGAUCUGGCCAGUUUUGGUGGCAUCGCUGCAGCCAAUGCCAGGCUACAGACGUUAGGUGCCAUCCCAGAGAAUAUUGGGUUAAAAGGUGGUGGAAAUCCUGACCCAAAUAAAGCAAAAAAUCCUGGGUCAAAAGAUGUUGGAAAUCUUGAGGCAAAAGCCCUUGAAAAUCCCAGACAACCCUUGCCAGAAGAUGAUAAAGUUGUCAGGCCAAAAGCUUUUGGAAAUCCCAGACGUUUUUGUUGGGAUCCUAACCCAGCGAGAUUUCAAACUCGCAGACGAAAAUUUGUUGGAAAACCCGCAAUAGGUUGGAUUCGUAACCCAACUAAAUUUAAAAUUACCCCACCAAAAGCCCUUGAAAAUCCCAGAGAUCCCUCGCCAGAAGAGGAUAAAGUUGUCAGGCCAAACGUUAUAGAUGUUGUUCAAGAAGCUUUUGAACCGCCAAGCGAGAAGAAACGAGCUAAACGCUCUGUGCUUAGAGAGCCUUUUGAUUCUGAAUAUCAACUCUUGUAUGAAGUGCUUGGGGAAGGGUGCGGUAGCAGAGUGUACAAAGGGAUCCGUAUAUCGGAUGACACUCCGGUUGCCAUCAAGCGAAUAAUCAAACGAAAGAAUGAAAGGACUCUUCAGAUUCCUGGAUACCCCAAACCACUUAUUCCAGAAGUGGCGCUGCUGCUUAAGUUAGGAGAAGCGCCCUCAUGCCCCAAUGUCAUACAGAUGUAUGACUGGUACGACACUAAACACUUUUACAUGCUCAUGUUGGAGUACCCACUGCACAGCGAGUCCUUGUGGGAUUUUGUUACAAGUCAUAGAGGACUAAGUGAAAAUACAGCAAGACAUCUCAUGCGUCAGGCGUUACUGGCAGUGCAACACUGUCUGGAUAAUGGAGUUUUCCACACAUCCAUCCAUCCCGGAAACUUCUUGGUGCAGCAAUCAACAAUGACCCUGAAGUUAAUUGACUUUGGGAGUGGACAUUAUCUGACGCAUGAUGAUGUCUGUGAUUCCUGUGACUUAACGGGAGCUCUAUGUGGCACCCCGCCUGAGAUCUACAAGAAAUUCCGCGCUGUGCCAGCAAACGUCUGGGCCUUAGGUACUGUGCUGUACUUCAUGGUGCUUGGAGAUUACCCCUCUGAUUUAAAGAACUUUCAGUCCGGGAAUCUGCAGACAAUUGAGAAGGAUUUAUCAAAGGAAAUCUGUGAUCUGUUAAGAUGGUGCCUGGCCCCGAAUCCAAGUGAUCGUCCGACGCUCAAGGAGAUCUUAGAUCAUGACUGGUUUAAAACUGAGUCUGACGAAGAAGAGCUACUCGUAUACAAAAUGAGGGCACUAUCCACACAAAAAUGAAAAGGAUGAAGCUGAAUGACUGAAGGAGAGGGGAAUGAUUGGAGAUGCUGUUUUCAUCAUCCUGAGACGUAUGGAGUUUGAAGGAGGUUGUAUUUCAGACUUCAUGAACACAGACCGCUGGCUGAACGUCUGAUGCAGAUCCUGUCUCAUCCUUGAACACAUUUAAAAAAAAAUUUUUAAUUCUUAAUGUUUUUAUAUUUUAAAGUUGUAAAAUAAAGUAUCUAAUAUAUAGUAAGUUCUCUAUAGAAUCAGCGAUGUCUGGCUCUCUCUCUAGGGUUUUUUUUCUCCUAGGAGUUUAGGGAGUCAGGUUUAUUAAUGUAAAGCUGCUUUGAAUGUGAAAAGUGCUACAGUUUAUAAAUAAAAUUGAAUUGAUAUGGAA
Molecule: messenger RNA, 6550 nt
Organism: Misgurnus anguillicaudatus (oriental weatherfish)
Lineage: Eukaryota; Metazoa; Chordata; Actinopteri; Cypriniformes; Cobitidae
Source: RefSeq, a predicted model, not a curated record